Amborella trichopoda is the source of this 4246-nucleotide messenger RNA. The record is from RefSeq and is a predicted model, not a curated record. Lineage: Eukaryota; Viridiplantae; Streptophyta; Magnoliopsida; Amborellales; Amborellaceae.
UCUUUCUCAAUCAACUCUCUCUCUCUCAUGAACCAGUUCUCUCUCAACCGGUUCUCUCUCUACACUGGCUCUAUCCUAUCUCUCUCACUUCAAUAUCCCACUUCCUCACCAUCUAUUGCUUACGUCAAUUUCACAGUUCUUUCCUCUCUCUCUAGCCCUCUCUCUUUCUCCCUCUCUGUUUCUCAGUAUCAAAAAAAUGUCAGAUGAAACGGUGAAAUUCAGCGUUCUUUGUAGUAUGUUUCAGGCCCUUGCGAGGAACAAAUCUUCUGUUAUGAAGCGAAAGCAUUUCCGCACUUUCUUGGAUCAUGUUUACAAAUCGAAAGAGUAUUUCAGUGCAAUUCGCCUCAUUCUCCCCUCUCUAGACAGAGAGAGAGGAACAUAUGGUUUGAAGGAAUCUGUUCUCGCUACUUGUCUCAUCGAUGCCCUAGGGAUUUCUCGAGAAUCGGAGGAUGCACUACGCCUCAUCAAUUGGCGAAAGGGUGGGGCAAAAACUGGGCCAAAUGCUGGGAAUUUUGCCUUAGUUGCUGCUGAGGUUUUACAACGCAGGCAAGGAAUGACCUCUGGAGGAUUAACAAUUAAAGAGGUGAACGAUUUGCUUGAUCGUUUGGCAGCAGCUGAAAAUAGGGAGCAAAAGACAUCCGUUCUUUCUGAGCUUAUUAAGAAAACGAAUUCUGUUGAAAUGAAGUGGAUUGUCAUGAUUAUACUUAAAGAUCUAAAACUUGGAAUUAGUGAAAAGAGCAUCUUUCGUGAAUUUCAUACUGAUGCUGAAGACUUGUUCAAUGUGACUUGUGACCUAAAAUUAGUAUGCGAAAAACUGAAAGAUCGAACUCAACGAAACAAGAGACAGGACAUAGAAGCUGGGAAAGCUGUGCGCCCUCAAUUAGCUAUGAGAGUUGCUGAUGCUAGUAGUGCAUGGAAAAAGCUUCAUGGAAAACAAGUCGUUAUUGAGUGCAAGUUUGAUGGAGAUCGUAUUCAAAUUCAUAAGAAUGGAAAUGAAUUAUGCUUCUUUUCGAGGAAUUUCAUUGACCACCCGGAGUACGGACAUGCCAUGUCGAGCUUAAUACUGCAAAAUGUUCUGGUGGAACGGUGCAUCCUUGAUGGGGAAAUGUUGGUCUGGGAUACAUCUACCAACCGUUUUGCAGAAUUUGGCUCGAAUCAGGAAAUAGCAAAGGCCUCUAACGACGGUAUCGAGGGUGAUCGGCAGUUAUGUUAUGUUGCAUUUGAUAUUCUUUAUGUUGGAGAUACUAGUGUUAUCCAUCAAAGCCUCAGAGAACGACAUGAACUUCUUCGAAAAGUUGUACAACCUGUAAAGGGUCGGUUAGAAAUUUUAGUGCCUGAUGGUGGCCUUAAUGUUCGUCGUCCCUCUGAUGAACCGUGCUGGUCUCUCAUAGCUUACAGUGUGGAAGAUGUCGAAAAGUUUUUUAAAGAGACCAUUGAGAACAGGGAUGAAGGGAUAGUGUUAAAAGAUCUAGAUUCGAAAUGGGAACCUGGUGAUCGUAGUGGAAAAUGGUUAAAACUGAAGCCUGACUAUGUCCAUACUGGUUCUGAUCUUGAUGUGCUAAUUAUAGGGGGCUAUUUUGGGUCAGGGCAUCGUGGUGGAGAGGUAGCACAAUUUUUGGUUGGUCUUGCAGAUCGUGCAAACCCUGGUACCUAUCCCACAAGGUUUCUCUCAUUUUGUCGUGUUGGUACGGGUCUUUCGGAAGAUGAGCUUGAUGUUCUAGUGAAUAAAUUGAAGCCUUAUUUUAGGAAAAAUGAGAACCCAAAGAAGGCGCCGAACUUUUAUGAGGUGACAAAUCAUUCCAAGGAAAGACCAGAUGUUUGGAUUGGCAACCCUGAAAAGUCAAUUAUACUUUCAAUCACUAGUGAUAUAAGAACCAUAAAGACAGAGGUCUUUGCUUCACCUUAUGCUUUGAGAUUCCCACGUAUUCAUCGGGUUCGAUAUGAUAAACCAUGGCACGAAUGCCUUGAUGUACAAUCAUUCGUUGACUUGGUACAUUCCAAAGAUGGCACCAUGCAAAGAGAUAUGGAGCCCGGGGGCUUGAAUAAUAAAGGACCAAAACGUAAAAGGCCAUUGAGAAAAGGACCCAAUAAGAUGACCACAGUCGUGCCUUCUCAUUUCAUUCAAACAGACAUCUCCAGAGUCAAGGAAGAGAGUUUACUGUUUACAAACAUGAUGUUCUACUUUGUAAAUGUUCCUCCCACGUAUUCUGUGGAUUUCUUUCAUAAAAUGGUUGUUGAGAAUGGGGGCAGUUUCUCAAUGAAUCUGAAUGAUUCUGUAACUCACUGCAUAGCAGCUGAGAGGAAAGGGAUCAAAUACCAAGCUGCAGUGCUUCGUGGAGAUGUCCUACACUACUCAUGGGUUUUGGAUUGUUACUCACAAAAGCAGCUCUUGCAUUUGCAACCAAAGUAUUACCUGUUUCUUUCAGACUCUUCUAAGAAGAAAUUAAAAGAAGAGAUCGAUGCCUUUUCAGAUUACUAUUACUGGGAUCUGGAUGUUACCGACCUUAGGGAGCUCUUCAAUAAGAUGGACAAAGUGGAUGACUCAAAAGAAUUUGCUUUCUAUAAGAAGAAAUGCUGCCCAAGUGAAAAAUGGUGCCAAUUCCAGGAUUGCUGCAUCAUCGACUUAAAACACGUUGUUUCUUCAACUAAUACUGGUGUUUUGAACGUAAGGAAUUCAGAUUCCCAAAUUAUCACGGAUAUUACUUCAAGGAGGAUGAAGCUUGAAGUUUUGAUGUAUGGUGGACAAGUAACUAAUAACCUGUCCUCUGCUACUCAUUUGGUGAUUGUUUCAACAACAGACUUUCAUGUGGACUGCUGUGCGCUGCUCGAGAGUUUUCCAGAUUCAGAGAGACGUUUCCUGAGGAAUAAAAGAUUGCAUAUUCUAAGGCACAAAUGGAUAGAAGACUGCUUGGAAGAGGGUCAGAAACUGCAAGAGGAUGCAUAUAAUUUGAGGCCAGAAAGUGUGGAAUGGAUGUUAGAACCAGAAGGAUCUGAUUUUGGUGUGUCGGAGAAUUUGGAUACAAGCCAAAACCAAACUUGCAGAAUAAAAAGCAGACAGAAACCAACAAUUCGUGAGACUGUAAAAAGAAAAAGAAGGGGUGGAAUCCCAGCACGAAGUACUCGUGCUAGGCGUGGCCGAGCUGUUAGAAUCAGUGGAAAUGAAUCCGAGAACAGUGAUUCUCAUGAUGAAUUAAGCUUUAGGGAACAAAAAGAAGAACAACAUCAGUCUGUCAAUGCUGUACAUGGUGACAACAUGGAGGAGGGGAUGGUAGAAGCAGAAGGAUCUGAUUUUGAUGUAUCGGGAAAUUUGGAUGCAAGCAAAGGCCGAACAGUUACUGCUUCAACUCACGGGAAAGCAAAUGGACAGAAACCAACAGCUCAUGCGACUAUAAAAAGAAAAAUAGCAGGUGGAAUUCAAGCACGAAGUACUCACUCUAGACGUGGUCGAGCAGUUAGAAUCAGUGGAAAUGAAUCUGAGAAAAGUGAUUCUCAUGAUGCAUUGUGCCUUAGGGAGCAAAAAGAAGAAAGAUGUCAGUCUGAAAAUGUUACACAUGGUGACUACAUAAAGGAGGAAUAUACUAUCAAAGAUGGCAAGAGCCCUGAUAGAGAGCAUGUAAAGCCUUAUAACGCUGCAUGUGGUGUAAACGUAGAGAGAGAAGCACGUAACCAGGAAGGUGAAAAAGCAGAAGAAAAAGUAGAAAGGAAGGCCACGCAAGUAGAAACAAAUCCAGGUAGUAUGAAAGAUCCAGUUGAGGCUAUGCUGUUUGAUAUGAUACCUAGCCUUGGCUUCAAGAUUGAUGAAACAGAGAAUGCCUCGUCAAUGGCUGGGCCCGAUAAUGAAGCGAUGGCUUGGAUGGACCCAACCCUAUUAAAAAAGAAGAGAGUGAGUUAUAAGGAUGUAGCUAAUGAGCUGCUAAAUGACUAAUUUUUGUGCAGUUGAUAAUUCGCAGGCCUGUUUGCUUUAGGGUUGCUUGUAAUACAACUUUAUGCUUGUUAGCUAGGUGUUUUCUCUCUUUGUAGUCUCGGUAAAUUAAGUGUCAAAUUUUUUGUUGGUUUUGCUUGGGCCCUGUACCUGUAUGUGAGUGAAAGCUAGUGUCAAUCUGGUAGCAUUAUUGUUUCUAUUCUGGUGUCUUUUGUAAUCUGAUCAUUUUUUGUUGGUUUUGCUUGGGCCAUGUACCUGUAUGUGAGUGAAAGCUAGGGUCAAUCUUGUAGCAUUAUUGUUUCUUUUCUGGUGUCUUUCGUAAUC